GGUGGAUUGAACGCCAAGAUGCAGAUUUUCGUCAAAACCCUCACGGGGAAGACUAUAACCCUCGAGGUGGGUACUUCGGGCUUGUGAUGGAGCGCUUCUUGCCUUUAGGUUUACUAGUGGAGCAUGUAUUUAACAAGCUAGCUGGCUAGGUAGCUAACAUUUAUAUUAGUCUAGAGUGCGUUAUUAUAGCAAUCAGUCAGCCGUGAACACUUGCAGGUUAACUGAUAUUUAUUGGAAGGUAGCUGGAACUUGCCAACUUGGUGAUCGUUUUUAAAAAAAAAAUUCUUCUGAACUGCUAACUAUUUGGCUAACGUUACAGUAGUUAGCUACAUUUUGAUAGCAUGGCCCUGCGUGUACACGUGUAAAUGACGAGGUCAGCUCGGCUAACUAUUUUAGCUAUAUAAAAACAUCCGUCUGUUAAUGUAACUUUACAUAUGAUAAGUGAUAUGUUAUUGCCGUUUGGCUGGUAACAAAUUGAAGUGAAUCACUAUCCUUGAAAGAUUUCUUGUUAGCCACGUUACUGUUUCACAACUGACAGGUUCUGUUAUUUCCAGGUUGAGCCUUCAGAUACCAUUGAAAAUGUCAAGGCUAAGAUUCAAGACAAAGAAGGUAAUUACAUAAUGUUUAAUGUCAUCCUUUGAAUUGCAUAUAAGAUAGCAUUGAUGUUGGCUGUCUGAAAGACUGAACUCAAUGCACUUGGGUCUCCCUCCAGGUAUCCCUCCUGAUCAGCAGAGGUUGAUCUUCGCUGGUAAGCAGCUGGAGGAUGGACGCACACUGUCUGACUACAACAUUCAGAAGGUGAGAACAUUUUAGCCUCCCUAAACAUUUGACAACACUACACUUUAGUAAAGGUGUUGCAGGAAGUAGAUUACAUCACGUAAGUGCACAACACACAAUUCCCUUAGACCAGUUUUUCUCAGUACGGUCCACCCGAAUACCCGACCCCAUGUCCCGGUCCAAAAUGUGAACUUUUCCCUCUGGUCGGAUUCUGGUUGAUUGUCAUCAGUGUAACUACAGCUGGUGGACCUGACCACUGCUUUGCAUAGCCUAUAGCAUUAUUGACUUUCAGAAGGCCUAGCCAAAUUAUAAAGACCUAUUUGUUAACCAGAAGAGCAACUUGGCUGAAAUAUUUUUUUUAUCUCUGGUCUAGUCUAACGGGUACAGUUCUAGGUCUGGUUGUCGUUGGGUCUCAUUGUUCUCGGGUCUGGGUCCCUCCAUUUCUUUUUAUGAUCGGGUCUGAUAGUCCGGCCGGGUCCAACUUUUUGGACCCCGAGAAGAUCUCUAGUUCUCAGCCUUUAACCUCCCAAGGCACACUAAGAUGUUUUUUUUGUCAUUUAUCUGAUCACAUUUAAAAGUAAUUCAUAUUCAGUUAAUGUUCAAAGUACGCUAUUUCAUAAUGUUUUAAUGCAACGUAUUUGAGUUAUUAUUGGUGGUAGGUUAGAGAAUUAAUCGUUUCUCAGCAUUGACUCAUUGUAUUGAUAUUUUGUUUCUGGGUGGUUUUGUUAAUUCUAUGGUGAAUAAUACUUUUUUUGACAUUUUAGUCAUUUAGCAGACGCUCAUAUCCAGAGCGACUUACAAUUAGUGAGUGCAUACAUUUUUCAUACUGGCCCCCUUAUGUUUAUUUGGGAACAGUCUGAGUAAUUUUGUAUUCUUAGUUUUUCAUAUGCAGUGUUGACCAUUGAAGCCAUAGCCAUUUGUUGUCUGUUUGGCUGAACUGUUGCUUUUUCCUGCAGGAGUCCACUCUGCACUUGGUGCUGAGACUGCGUGGGGGUGCCAAGAAGAGGAAGAAGAAGUCCUACACCACUCCCAAGAAGAACAAGCACAAGAGGAAGAAGGUCAAGCUCGCAGUUCUCAAGUACUACAAGGUAAGGCAUUUCCUUUAUUGUGGAUUACAGCUAGAUUCAAUUAAUCAUAAUAUAAAUUUUGGUAGUUGGCUGUUUUGGCUGUGACCACUACCAUAUAUCUAGUGAUUGGCGCCAACUAUUAUUUUGUAGACAUUUGUUACUUUCGGAGUGAAACAGGGACAUAAUACUACCUGAACUUGUCCAAUAACAAGCUCAUUUUUGGCCAAUGAUUAAAAUGAAUAUUCAGACUUCCUGUGGUGUCAAGAAUUCCUCGUCAAUGAGGCCGUUCAUAAAAAAGACCACACUUUGGUUUUCUGUUGCAAAACCUUUGCUAUGUUGUCCUACUGAACACAGCCACUGUCUUGUUUCGUUGCUGUACUUAUGGUCUCCUCAGGUUGACGAAAACGGAAAGAUCCACCGUCUGCGUCGUGAGUGCCCAGCUGAUGAGUGUGGAGCUGGCGUGUUUAUGGCCAGCCACUUCGAUAGGCACUACUGUGGAAAGUGCUGCCUCACCUACUGCUUCAACAAACCCGAGGACAAGUAA
Molecule: messenger RNA, 2388 nt
Organism: Coregonus sp. 'balchen'
Lineage: Eukaryota; Metazoa; Chordata; Actinopteri; Salmoniformes; Salmonidae
Source: the annotation of a GenBank genome assembly